AUGGUCACGUUCGACGGAUGGCCGUCCGAAGCACAGUAUACCAACGUAAAAAAACUUGCAGAAGCAGGCUUUUAUUACAUCAACUACAAGGACUUUACACGCUGUUACUACUGCGAUGGCGGUCUGUGCGAUUGGAUGGACACCGACGACCCCUGGGAGGAACAUGCGUGCGUCUAUCCAUCGUGCGAAUUUGUACUGCAGCAGAAAGGCAAGGAAUACAUCGACUUGUGCCGUAAGCGAUGGUUCAAUCAUUUUUCGAACUUGUCCAUAACUCCUCGCUGUUACGUGGAAGACAACAUUUAUCAAAAAGAAGUGGACAUGUGGCUCAGUUCUCCUCAAGUGCAACAGUACAUCAAGAUGGGACUUUCCGAAUCCUCCAUCCGUGCCGCACUCUGGAACGCCAUACGAAAGCAAGGCAGCGGUUUUGAAAAAAUUCAAUACGUGAUGAAGAUCAUAUGUAAAUUGUUCUUGGACCACGAGCCUUCCGACACCACCACCAAUGAAGAGCAAGCACAAUCCGAGUUUCUAAAGAAUCUAGUGUGUAAAAUUUGCCUCGGUGAAGAAGCUAUCAUUGUAACCCUCCCAUGUGCCCAUCUCACAAGCUGCGCUAAUUGCAUCUUUACCUUGCACUCCUGCCCACUGUGCCGUAUGGUCAUCAAAGGGACCAUUCGAGUUUACGUUUAG
Molecule: messenger RNA, 684 nt
Organism: Rhipicephalus microplus (southern cattle tick)
Lineage: Eukaryota; Metazoa; Arthropoda; Arachnida; Ixodida; Ixodidae
Product: baculoviral IAP repeat-containing protein 8
Biological process (GO): negative regulation of apoptotic process; positive regulation of protein ubiquitination; regulation of cell cycle
Cellular component (GO): cytoplasm; nucleus
Molecular function (GO): cysteine-type endopeptidase inhibitor activity involved in apoptotic process; ubiquitin protein ligase activity
Source: RefSeq, a predicted model, not a curated record